This is a messenger RNA of Drosophila grimshawi, 654 nucleotides long. RefSeq names its product enhancer of split M1 protein (gene Kaz-m1). The record is from RefSeq and is a predicted model, not a curated record. Bases 101 to 601 code for a protein of 166 amino acids. Gene Ontology annotation, molecular function: protein binding. Lineage: Eukaryota; Metazoa; Arthropoda; Insecta; Diptera; Drosophilidae. The transcript has 2 exons.
GUCAAAGCAAUUGUCAGCGAUAGCUACCAAAAAGCACACGUAGUCAACAAAUAAACAAAUUAUUACCACAAUUUUCGCAAGAAAAAUCAAGGUUUGCACAAUGAAAUUCCCAGCCAUAACGCUCUGCUGCGGUUUGGCGCUGAUGUCCGGCAUAGCUGGCAAUUCGGUGUCCAACAACGACACGGAUUGUCCGCAAAUAUGUCCGGCUCUCCAUCAACCGGUUUGUGGCUUCGAUGGUUUCAAUCUCAAGGAAUUCGCUAACCCCUGCAGUCUGAAGGCCAGCAAUUGCCGCCGUGAACGCAGUGCCCUGACGACCUAUACCCAAACGGACAUGGACUGGUGCAGCACCCAGGAAGUUACCAAUCUACAAGAGCAAUUGAAACUCAAUUUGGAUGUUGGACCCUGCGUUAAACCCUGUCCCAUGAUAUACCAGCCUCUGUGCGUGUCCAACGGCAAAUACCGUGGCCUCGUGCCCAGCGAGUGCCUUCUGUCCAACUACAACUGCGUCCUUAUGAAUGCCGGCAUUCCACCCAAUGAGCUGCUCCGCGUUCUAAAAGCUGAUUCAUGUGAUUUGUCACCAAAUGAAAAGGCAAACAUUUAAUUUGAAUUCAAUAAUUAUUUGAGAAAAAAUAGACCAAUCCUAUUUUCAAAUAA